Molecule: messenger RNA, 1097 nt
Organism: Amoebophrya sp. A25
Lineage: Eukaryota; Dinophyceae; Syndiniales; Amoebophryaceae
Source: the annotation of a GenBank genome assembly
GCUAGCAAGAAAUAGAAUAUCUCCUCUCCUCUCACUCUCUCCUCCAGAAACCCACUGGGGCUCGUUUUGAUUAAUUGACUUACUCAGUGGAGGGGUUUGGAAACUAAUUGACCUAUUGCAGUCGAGUCCUGAAAUCAUCAUUAAUUUUUGUAACAUCAACAUGCUCCACCCCGGUAGCGCCAGUCGCCUGCUUGCCACCGCCUUUCCGACUCUGUCCGCAGACUCCGACAUCGCAGCUUUCUACGCAAGUCAAAUGGGUCGUAGUGCUAAACGGGACCCGGAUGCAGAGUUGCGAAAACAGUUGCUCGUUCCUUGGGAUGAUGAAAUGAAGUCCCGGAAUUCCAGUGGACUACCACUUGACGACCACACGAUGCAUGACCCGGAAGCUGAGGAACUGAAUGCAGCAGGCGUUGUAAAAGUCAAGCGACCCGUCCGCAAAGUGCCUGACCCGGACAUUCCUGGAGGGUACAAACUGGAACACAUAAACCCAAGACUUCCUUUAGCACUGAAUCCAGAAAAGCAGCCGCCAUAUAACAGCUGGAUCUAUCGAGAUAAGCUGAAAGAAGCCGGAUUUCUAAGGCAGAAAGCGAAACAGCGAAGACGGAUGCUGGUACUAAUUUUUCGCUUUCAUGUUUCUGUUCAUGUUCAACACGUUCACAUUAAAUGUGCUAGAUCGAUGUACAACACACCACGACAACUACGACAGCGCAUCGCCGACGAAGACGCAAAACACCUGGUCGACGGGCCUCUGAACCAGAGAUUCCGCCAGGUUUUUCCUGCUGACCCUGCAGCGAGGGUCAAUUUAUCUGGAGAACACGAUCCGCAUCCACCGCGACAACAUCCACCUACAGAUAGAGCUGACGGCGCAAUGACGAUGGACGAGCUCCGACGGGAAUAUCCAAGGCUCAAAGGAAACGGCACAGGGACGGUCGACCCGGAUGUCGGUCCCGACUUGGACGAGGCUAACAUCAGGCCAGUAUUGACGGAGGCUGAUGGAAUACUGAAUAAGAACAAAGUAGCGGAAUAUAAAAAUUUCCUGCAGGGUUCUGCUGAAGGCAUGUUGUUGUGAUUUACCUUUCUGUCAGAAAGAAUAGCGC